AUGGACCGUUCCAGUUUGAUGGUGCAUGUCCAGCAGGUAGAGGACAGCCGCAAGAAGAGAGGUGUUCGUGAUGUUAGGAGGCCUAGGACUCAAGAUCAGGCAGGUCCCAGCCAUAGAGGCCACGGAAACAAUUUUGUUAUCCGUGAGCAGCCCAGGUUCAGCAAGGGGCAACAGAUUUUGGGAAUUCUAACUCUCAGAGGAGUACAUCACAUAGAGGAGGCAAACUUGAACCCAAGAGGGGCAAUGGCGUUGAGAGUGCAAAAGGGCACUAAUGCCUGCUUUGGUUGUGGUAAGAGUGGACACAUGGUCAGAGACUGUCCACAAAACAGAGGUCAGGCUGGAGGUAACGCUCAGACUAGGCCUAACCCACAGAGUGAAGCAGCAGCCGAGCCUCCCAAGAGGAACAGAUUCUAUGACAUGAAGGGCAGGGAGGAGCAGGAUAAGUCCACUGAUGUGGUCACAGGGUCUACUCUUUCCUUUUUGACUAGUCUGCUUGCUCUUACUUUUGAAAUACUACCUGAAGUUCUACAUUAUCCUAUAGUGGUUAAGAUAGAGGAUCUUAAGCCUAGUGGUCUGACUCAGAUUAUUGAGGAUCUAACUUAG
Molecule: messenger RNA, 603 nt
Organism: Solanum pennellii
Lineage: Eukaryota; Viridiplantae; Streptophyta; Magnoliopsida; Solanales; Solanaceae
Exons: 4
Coding region: 1-603 (200 amino acids)
Molecular function (GO): nucleic acid binding; zinc ion binding
Source: RefSeq, a predicted model, not a curated record